AUGGCGCACCUCAACGUCAAGCCGGACCCGGCGUACCUCAAGUUGCAAGCUAUGCAGAAAAAUCGUCACCAUUACUUCCGGUGGACUCCGCGGAACGCGAAAAUCACCAUCAUGUACUUGGUUGUAGUGCCCGCCAUCGCCGGGUACAUGGCAUACAAGAACGACGGCCUAUGGGAUCUGCGCGGCAAGCGAAAGGGCGACUCGGUCUACGAGCGAUGA
Molecule: messenger RNA, 219 nt
Organism: Hirsutella rhossiliensis
Lineage: Eukaryota; Fungi; Ascomycota; Sordariomycetes; Hypocreales; Ophiocordycipitaceae
Exons: 4
Coding region: 1-219 (72 amino acids)
Source: RefSeq, a predicted model, not a curated record